AUGGCUGCAGGAAAAAAUGGUGCAGAUGACGGAGAAUUAGAAGCACGAUUAAGUCGAACUGCACGAGCUCUUUGGGAACAUAUUCAUGAUCAAGUUCCGUUGUCCGAUGGAAAACGAGACCGAUUAUCUUUAGAUCAAUUUCUUGAUACAUGGGCUAGUCUCAUUGAUCAUAUUGUGAAACAUGGUGCAUUGCCAGGUCUAGUUCAAAAUUUAGUUAAUCUUGGAUUCGAGUUAUAUUCAACAACAGCUGGUCACGAUAAGUCACCUACAAUUCCUGCAUCAGCUUUUGAGCAGCUCUUUGAAAAAAUGAAUCUCGGUCGUUCCUAUGCUCUGAUGUCAUAUAGAUUUCUUACUGAAAAUGGUGUCAAAUCACUGAAUGCUGAUAAAAUCAAUUCAAUCGUACGAGCAGUGAUCACAUCCUCAGAUGAUGGACAUGACUCACAUUUUCUCCUGCCAGGAUUCUUCAAAACAAUAUGGAAUAAGAGCAAAGAAAGAGACGGCUUAAUCCAGUCACCACAACCAGGCCAAGGUAUCACUGGCAAACAGACACCAUCAGCUACCUCUCCAUCGUUUCCACCUCAACAACAAAUACAACCACAACAACCUACUGGGCUACAACAACCAGUUCGACCACAAGAACCAUAUGUGCACCAACACCAAGGUUGGGUACAACAACCAAGCGAACCACAACAUCUAAUGCAACCGCGUCAAUCACAAAACGCUGUAGCUCGCACAAUGGACAAUGAUAUUCGUCGUAUUUUACAAUAUUAUCAUAUAGACGACACUGAUAUCGUUGAAGUGGAUGAUGGACCAGUCCAUCGUCUACUUCUUGUUCAUCCCGAACGACCUUUACCUGCGUAUAUUCAACACGAUGGAAACUUACUUCGACAAUUACAAAUAAAUGAACAAGUUAUGCCAGAAGAAAACAAUACUGACGUCAAAACGGACGAACAGAAGAUCGAAGCCAAACCGGAGGAAAAGAAGAUCGAACUUAAACCAGAAGAAAAGAAAAUCGAAGGCAAACCAGAAGACAAGAAGAUCGAAGCUAAAUCAGAAGUGAAGAAGAUCGAAGUUAAACCGGAAGAAAAGAAAGUCGAAGGCAAACCAGAAGAAAAGAAAGUCGAAGUUAAACCAGAAGAAAAGAAGAUCGAAGGCAAACCAGAAGAAAAGAAGAUCGAAGGCAAACCAGAAGAAAAGAAGAUCGAAGUUAAACCAGAAGAAAAUAAGGUGGAAGUCAAACCGGACGAAAAGAAAGUCGAAGGCAAACCAGAAGAAAAGAAGAUCGAAGUCAAACCGGAGAAAAAGAAGAUCGAAGUUAAACCGGAAGAAAAGAAAGUCGAAGGCAAACCAGAAGAAAAGAAGGUCGAAGCUGAACUACAAGAAAAGAAGAUCGAAGUCAAACCAGAAGAAAAGAAAACUGAAAUGAAACCAGACGAACAGAAGACCGACGUUAAAACAGAAGAAGAGAAGGUCGAAAGUAAACCAGAAGAGAAGAAGGUCGAAGUCAAACUAGAAGAAAAGAAGAUUGAAGUCAAACUGGAGGAACAGAAGGUUGAAGUCCAACCAGAAGAAAAGAAGAUCGAAGUCAAACUAGAUGAACAGAAGAUCCAAGCUAAACCAGAAGAGAAGAAGGUCGAAGUCAAACCGGACGAACAGAAGACCGACGUUAAAACAGAAGAAGAGAAGGUCGAAAGUAAACCAGAGGAGAAGAAGGUCGAAGUCAAACUAGAUGAACAGAAGAUCGAAGCUAAACCAGAAGAGAAGAAGGGUGAAGUCAAACCGGAUGAACAGAAGAUCGAAGCUAAACCAGAGACUAAGAUUGAAGUCAAACCGGACGAACAGAAGAUCGAAGUUCAAGCAGAAGAAAAGAAGAUUGAAGUCAAACCGGAGGAACAGAACGUUGAAGUCCAACCCGAAGAAAAGAAGAUCGAAGUCAAACUAGAUGAACAAAAGAUCGAAGCUAAACCAGAGACUAAGAUUGAAAUCAAACCGGACGAACAGAAGGUUGAAGUCCAACCAGAAGAAAAGAAGAUCGAAGUCAAACUAGAUGAACAGAAGAUCCAAGCUAAACCAGAGACUAAGAUUGAAGUCAAACCGGACGAACAGAAGACCGACGUUAAAACAGAAGAAGAGAAGGUCGAAAGUAAACCAGAAGAGAAGAAGGUCGACGUCAAACCGGAUGAACAGAAGAUCGAAACUAAACCAGAGAAGGAGAUCGACGUCAAACCGGAUGAAAAGAAGGUCGAAGCUAAAGAAGAAGAAAAGAAGACCGAAGUUGAUCUAGAACAGAAGAAGGUAGAAGUCGAACAGGAAAACAAGAUCGAAGUUGAAACAGAAGAAAAAAAGACAGAAAUGAAACUACAGGAAGAGAAGGUCAACCUCAAACCAGAAGAAAUGAAGAUUGAAGUGAAACCAGAGGAAAACAAGAUCGAAGUUGAAACAGAAGAAAAAAAGACAGAAAUGAAACCACAGGAAGAGAAGGUCAACCUCAAACCAGAAGAAAUGAAGAUUGAAGUGAAACCAGAGGAAAACAAUGUCGACGUCAAAUCGGAAGAACAGAAGACCUCAACUAUAACAGAAGAAAAGCUGGUCGACGUAAAGCCGGAAGAAACGAAAACCGGAGUUAAAACAGAAGAGAAGAAGGUCGAAAUUAAAUCGGAGGAAACGAGGACUGAAGUAAAAACAGAAGAAAAGAAGGCCGACGUCGAAAUGGAAGAAAAUAAGAUCGACAUAAAGCCAGGAGAAAAAACGACCGAAGUUAAACCAGAAGAAACGAAGGCCAGAGUUAUAACAGAAGAAAAGAAGGCCGAAAUAAAACCGGAGGAAACGAAGACUGAACUAAAACCAGAAGAAAAGAAGGUCGAAGUCCAACCGGAGAAAACACAGGCUGACAUAAAACCAGAAGAAAAGAAGACCGAAGAAAAACUGGAGGCAACGAAGACUGAAGAAAAGCCAGAAGAAAAGAAGAUCGAAGGAAAAGUGGAGGAAACGAAGACUGAAGUAAAACCAAAAGAAAAGAAGGCAGAAGUCAAACCAGAGGAACAUAAGAGCGAAGUAAAAACGCAGGAGAAGAAGGUCGAGGUUAAUCGAGACGACAAGGAGACCGAAGUUAAACCAGAAGAAAAGAAAGUUGGAGUGGAACCUGAUGAAAAGAAGAAUGAAGUUAAAUCAGAAGAGGAAAAGAUCGAAGGUAAUGGAAAAGAAGAACCGCAAUCACUACUAACUGAAGAAGAAGAAGCAAAAAUUGUAGAAGUUGUCAUACAGCAGUUGUUACCAAUUGUCGAACAAAUGGUUUCAGUGGAGGUUGAGCGAGUCUUGAGUGGUCAAGAUAUUGAAGAUGAUGGGAGUGGUUUGAUACCGUUUCCAUUUAUGUUUUCUGGUAGUGCACCGAUGUUUGUUUCAUCAGAUGAAGGUCCUGCACUAGUUUUCCCGCAACAACAAGAAUCAAGACAUAGAUUCAUGGAAAGUAACUUUGGUGGAGUCUCAACCGAUGCUUCAUUCGUUGGACCCGAAUCAUUUAUCACAAUGAUGCGUAAUUUUACAGGAGGAAGUGCUGAACAUGACAGACCUAGGCUUUCGUCGACUGUUCCACCUCCUCCUCAACGUCCUGCUGGUGCUUCUGGACGGGUUGAAGGUUAG
Messenger RNA from Rotaria sp. Silwood2, 3639 nucleotides. Lineage: Eukaryota; Metazoa; Rotifera; Eurotatoria; Philodinida; Philodinidae. The record is from the annotation of a GenBank genome assembly.